Messenger RNA from Lodderomyces margitis, 2283 nucleotides. RefSeq lists its product as uncharacterized. NCBI's taxonomy places the organism in Eukaryota, Fungi, Ascomycota, Pichiomycetes, Serinales, Debaryomycetaceae. The coding region runs from base 1 to 2283 and encodes 760 amino acids. The transcript has a single exon. The record is from RefSeq and is a predicted model, not a curated record. Gene Ontology annotation, biological process: chloride transport; transmembrane transport; intracellular copper ion homeostasis. Gene Ontology annotation, molecular function: voltage-gated chloride channel activity. Gene Ontology annotation, cellular component: early endosome; Golgi apparatus; endoplasmic reticulum.
AUGCCGUCCACUUCAGAAUUUGAUACGUCCAUAGAUGACACCCUCGUGCCGUCGACAGUGAGAAGCACUAAGACAGGAUUGUGGAUAAACCAAGAUGGAAUACGAGAAGUGCAACGAUACAAUGAUUUCAGAUCAAUAGAUUGGGUAGAGGAUGAACUAGACGAACAAAAGCAGCGUCUCUUGAAGUUGAAACACAUAACCAACAAAGGCAACAACUUUAAGGACAAGCUUCUAUCCCAAAUUUCUAAUUGGCUUGUUCUAGCAUGUAUGGGAGUCGUAAUUGGCUUGAUCGCAGGGUCAUUGAACAUCAUCACCUCGUUCCUUUCCAGUGCUCGCGUUGGCUACUGCAAACGUGGUUUCUACUUGAGCGAGUCAUUCUGUUGCUGGGGUGAGAAUGGUGAGCAUUGCGAAAAUUGGACAAAGUGGACUUCACUAAGUGGAUUUAAUUACAUUAUAUAUAUACUCAUUUCCCUCCUCAUGUCAUACACAGCAGCCAAAAUCGUAAAGUCUUAUGCACCAUUUGCUGCUGGUUCGGGGAUUUCAGAGAUUAAAUGUGUUGUUUCAGGAUUUGUUAUGGAUGGUUUUUUGGGCUGGUGGACCUUGGCCAUAAAAAGUUUGGGCUUGCCGUUGGCAAUUGGAUCGGGUUUGAGUGUGGGAAAGGAAGGGCCUAGCGUGCAUUAUGCGGUUUGCGUGGGGAACUCAAUUGGGCGCCUAGUACCAAAGUACAAGAAAUCAGCUUCAAAAGGAAGAGAGUUCUUAACAGCAACUGCUGCCGCGGGGGUAGCAGUUGCAUUUGGAUCACCUAUGGGAGGUGUGCUAUUUUCAAUAGAAGAGAUAUCUUCAGUGUUUCAAUUGCCAACCUUGUGGAAAUCGUACUUUUGCUCUCUUAUUGCAGUGACCACCUUGGCCGCAAUGAAUCCAUUCCGUACCGGCCAGUUGGUAUUGUUUGAAGUCAGUUAUGACACAAACUGGCAUUACUUUGAAAUACCCAUUUACAUAAUUUUAGGAGUUUUUGGUGGUGUCUAUGGGAUUGUUGUGUCAAAGCUAAAUACAAAAGUUGUGUCGUUUCGCAAGAGGUUUUUGGGUCCGUGGGCAGUUCGCGAGGUUUGUAUUUUGACUUUGUUGACAGCAAGCUUCUCAUACUUCAAUGAUUUCCUACGUUCGGACAUGACUGAGUCAAUGCAAAUUUUGUUUCACGAAUGUGAUGCCAAUUUCCAAAACCCAAUUUGCCACCCAGAAAAUGGGAAAACGAAGCUAUUGUUCUCUUUGUUGUUUGCAACCAUUGCAAGAAUGGGACUUACGAUUAUUACAUACGGUUGCAAAGUGCCUGCCGGGAUUUUUGUUCCCUCAAUGGCAGCUGGAGCCACAUUUGGUCGAGCGCUUGGAAUCGUAGUGGACCACAUUUUCAAAAAGAACCCUAACCUUUUCAUCUUUUCUGCAUGUGAGUCUGACGACAAGUGUAUUAUACCAGGCACAUAUGCAUUUUUGGGUGCAGCUGCAGGUUUGUGUGGCAUCACCGAUUUGACGGUAACAGUAGUAAUUAUCAUGUUUGAAUUGACAGGUGCAAUCCGUUACAUUCUACCUACGAUGAUUGUUGUCGCGAUAACAAAAGGCAUCAAUGACAAGUGGGGAAAGGGAGGAGGAAUUGCCGAUCAGAUGAUCAAGUUUAACGGAUUGCCUUUGAUAGACUCAAAGGAGGAAUUCCAUUUCCACACACCUGUAACAUCUGCAAUGUCCAGUGUCGUGGUUGCAUUUUCAGCCGAUGCAAAUGAUGCUUUGACUUUGGGACAGUUGAAACACACACUACAAAGAACAACACAUAGAGGCUUCCCGGUGAUACGCUCCGGUAACAAUCCCAAGAUUGACGGCUACAUUUCUCGAUACGAGUUAGAGUAUGUGCUAGGCAAAAAUGAAAAUGUCAAUCCGGAAACCCUAUGCAACUUCAGUUCGAAGGAGAGAGGGUCUACGGAAAAGAUUGAUUUUAGUCUGAUGAUAAACCUAUCACCAUUGAGCGUUGAUGGAGCGACAUCUUUAAAGUACGUUUCUGACAUAUUCGUCAAACUCGGGCCGCGUUACUUGUUAGUUGAGCAACUGGGGACAUUGAUUGGAAUCAUAACAAGAAAAGACAUAUUACGUUACGAGCACUCCAUUCAUCAAAGAGAAGUAAAUUCUGGCCCACAGGAUAGACAAGAAGAACUCGAGGAAAAAGUAUGGAACACCAUGAAGUCAAUAUCUGGAAUUGCUCAUCAAUUUGUUGGACGAAUCCUACGUAGGGACUCAUAA